Haliaeetus leucocephalus (bald eagle) is the source of this 2483-nucleotide messenger RNA. RefSeq names its product calpain 1, (mu/I) large subunit (gene CAPN1). Gene Ontology annotation, molecular function: calcium ion binding; calcium-dependent cysteine-type endopeptidase activity. The coding region runs from base 77 to 2332 and encodes 751 amino acids. Gene Ontology annotation, cellular component: cytoplasm. The record is from RefSeq and is a predicted model, not a curated record. Gene Ontology annotation, biological process: proteolysis. The transcript is spliced from 22 exons. NCBI's taxonomy places the organism in Eukaryota, Metazoa, Chordata, Aves, Accipitriformes, Accipitridae.
GGGGCACCGGGUACCCGCUGCCCUCCUGGAAACGGGGUGAAAAGAGGCGAUUUCUGUCCUGCCUACCCAAAAAGCGAUGGCAGAGGAGCCGAUCGUGCCGGUGUACUGCACCGGCGUUUCGGCGCAGGUGCAACGGCAACGGGCGAAGGCGUUGGGGUUGGGUCGGCACGAGAACGCGGUGCGGUACCUGGGGCAGGACUACGGACGGUUGGUGGAGGAAUGCCGGCGUUCCGGCACCCUUUUCCGCGACGAAACCUUCCCGCCGGCUCCCACUUCCCUCGGCUUCCGCGAGCUCGGCCCCGGCAGCGCCAAAACCUACGGUGUCCAGUGGAAGAGGCCGACGGAGCUGUGUCCACGCCCGCAGUUCAUCGUGGACGGAGCCACGCGCACCGAUAUCUGCCAGGGAGCGCUGGGUGACUGCUGGCUGCUGGCAGCCAUUGCCUCCCUCACGCUCAACGACACCAUCCUUCACCGCGUGGUGCCGCACGGGCAGAGCUUCCAGCACGGCUACGCCGGCAUCUUCCAUUUCCAGAUCUGGCAGUUCGGCGAGUGGCUGGACGUGGUGGUGGACGACUACCUGCCCACCAAAGACGGCAAGCUGCUCUUCGUGCACUCCGCCGAAGGCACCGAGUUCUGGAGCGCCUUACUGGAAAAAGCCUAUGCCAAGGUGAACGGCUGCUACGAGGCGCUGUCGGGCGGCAGCACCUCGGAGGGUUUCGAGGACUUCACUGGCGGCGUGACCGAGUGGUACGACCUGCGCAAGCCUCCCGGGGAUCUCUACCAGAUCAUCCUCAAGGCGCUGGACCGCGGCUCCCUGCUCGGCUGCUCCAUUGACAUAACAAGUGCCUUCGACAUGGAGGCGGUGACGUUCAAGAAGCUGGUGAAGGGACAUGCGUACUCAGUGACGGGGGCCAAGCAGAUCAACUACCGCGGACAGUCCCUGGGCCUGAUCCGUAUGCGCAAUCCCUGGGGAGAAGUGGAGUGGACAGGACCGUGGAGCGACAACUCGUCCGAGUGGAACGCGGUGGAGCCAUCACUGAGGCAGCAGCUGAUGGUGAAGAUGGAGGAUGGUGAAUUUUGGAUGUCCUUCCGGGAUUUCCUGCGGGAAUUCACCCGCCUGGAGAUCUGUAACCUCACCCCGGACGCUCUCCAAUCCCGCAAAUUCCGCAAGUGGAACACGCGGCUCUACGACGGGACGUGGCGGCGCGGCAGCACGGCCGGCGGUUGCAGGAACUACCCCGCCACUUUCUGGAUAAACCCACAGUUUAAGAUCCAGCUGGAGGAGGUGGAUGACGACAGGGAUGAGGACGGCGGGCGUGAGCCCGGCUGCAGCUUCCUGCUGGCGCUGAUGCAGAAGCACCGGCGCCGCGAGCGCCGCUACGGCAAGGACAUGGAGACCAUCGGAUUCGCCGUCUACGAGGUUCCUCCCGAGUAUGUGGGGAAAUCGGGCGUCCACCUGAAGCGGGAUUUCUUCCUGGCCAACGCCUCGCGCGCCCGCUCGGAGCAAUUCAUCAACCUGCGGGAGGUGAGCACCCGGUUCCGGCUGCCACCGGGGGAGUACAUCGUGGUGCCCUCCACCUUCGAACCCAACAAGGAAGGAGAUUUCGUUCUCCGCGUCUUCUCCGAGAAGAAAGCCGGCACCGAGGAAAUGGAUGACAAGAUCCAGGCAACACUGCCGGAUGAGAAAGUGCUCUCCGAAAGCCAAAUCGAUGACAACUUCAAGCAGCUCUUCAAGCAGCUGGCGGGGGCGGACAUGGAGAUCAGCGUCACGGAGCUUCAGACCAUCCUCAACCGGAUCAUCAGCAAACAUAAAGAUCUCCGGACCAAAGGCUUCAGCACCGAGUCUUGCCGUAGCAUGGUCAACCUCAUGGAUAAAGACGGCAACGGGAAGCUGGGACUGGUGGAGUUCAACGUGUUGUGGAACAGAAUCCGCAACUACCUGGUGGGUCGGGGUGGCAGGAGUAGCAUGUUUUGGGGUGAGGUGGGGAGGUUUUGGGGGUCUCUAUCCUCAUGGGUGACCCCCUUUUUUGGGGGGGUGUUUGGCUUGCAGGCCAUCUUCCGCAAGUUCGACCUGGACAAGUCCGGCAGCAUGAGCGCCUACGAGAUGCGGAUGGCACUGGAAGCAGCAGGCUAUAAAUUGAACAAAAAGCUGCACGAGCUGAUCAUCACCCGCUACGCGGAGCCCGACCUGGCCAUCGACUUCGACAACUUCGUCUGCUGCCUCGUGCGCCUGGAGACCAUGUUCCGGUUUUUCCAAGCAAUGGACGUGGACCAGGACGGCGUCGUCACCUUUGACUUGCUGCAGUGGCUACAGCUCACCAUGUUCGCCUGACCAGACCUCCCAACCCUCCGAGUGCCUUCGUGGGAGAACCGUGCCGCUUUGCCUCAGGGCGAAUCCCACCAGCCCCCCUCGACCCACCAGGUGCUGAGGAGCGCUGCCACUUGACGCAAUGCCUUUAUCUCUCAGGUGCAAAAAAACCAUA